GUAAACGAUACUCUCAGGGGUCAAGCGAAUGGCUAUUUGUGAAACCAAAAGGGCAGCUAGUCUAUUUUUGAAAGAAUCAUUAAUGAGUGAUAAAGUUGAUAUAAUUUUUGCUUUUUAGUCUAUUUAUGAAAAUUUCCCUAGAAAAAGGAUAUUUUGACUGCAUUUUAUAAUUUUGGUCAAAUUAGACUUUGUUCUUCUGUUCAUCUCCAUCUCCAUCUAGUCGAAAUUUGUAAAGGAAGGGGUGCGAGUGCAGUCAAAUAUCUCCGUGCAAAAUCCAAUUAACUUUAUUCGUGAAGAUUCUCAAAACAAUCAACCUGAAGAAGGCAUGGCGAACAAAGUAUCAGAGCAAGAAUGGGGGCAGCGAGCAUGGGACUUUUUAUCAGCUGUCCGCCAUGGCUCACCCUUAGUUCAGUGCAUCACCAAUUUCGUAUCCAUGGACUUCAUGGCCAACACGCUGUUAUCUGCCGGCGCCUCACCGGCGAUGAUCCAUUCCGCGGACGAAAUCCCCGAGUUCACUCCCAAGGCGCAUGCCCUCUUAGUAAACAUGGGUACGCUUACUGCCGACUGGCUUCCCGGCAUGAAAUUGGCGGCACAGGUUGCCAGCCAAUCAGGAAAGCCUUGGGUUCUGGACCCUGUCGCUGCCGGUGUAUCCAGUUUCCGGUUGAAUGCUUGCUCAGAGCUUCUGGGGCUUAGACCGUCUGUUGUUCGAGGAAAUGCCUCUGAGAUACUUGCGCUUUCAAAAGGUUCCGUCGAUUCUAUUUCUAAGGGUGUGGACAGCGUUCAUGAAUCAAUGGAUGCAUUAGAAGCAGCUAAAUCUCUGGCUCAGUCAAGUGGAAGUAUAGUGGCAGUUUCUGGAGCCAUCGAUUUUGUCACAGAUGGAAAAAGGGUUGUUGGGGUGCAAAAUGGGGUGCCACUGCUUCAAAAGAUCACUGCGACGGGUUGCUCCGUGACUGCCCUAAUUGCUGCUUUUGUUUCGGUUGAUCCUAUGCGGUCUUUUGAAGCCACAGUUUGUGCUUUUUCUAUAUUUGGGAUUGCCAGUGAGGUAGGGAUGGAGUCAUCCAAAGGUCCAGCUUCCCUGCGUACAAACUUGAUUGAUUCACUUCAUGGUCUAGAUGAAGAUGCCAUUCUUUCUCGGAUAAGCAUUGACAACUUUUGAAAUCUCAGAUGGACAGCAGUUUGAACAUGAAAUAUUUGUAUUAUUAUUCAAUAUUCUACAUAAUUUUAAUUAAUAUUUGAUGUAGGAUGUUUUUACAUAGAUUAUAAUUUGCUGGUUUGGUCUGUUCUGGUCUGAUCUGGUCUGGGACAGAUUACAGUCCAAGUAAAAACAUCCAUAGUACUACUAAACCUACUAGAAAUCUCUAUAUAUUUUCGCUUCAAUAUAUUUAAAAGAAAUACGGAAAACUUAACACCGU
Messenger RNA from Cuscuta epithymum, 1412 nucleotides. NCBI's taxonomy places the organism in Eukaryota, Viridiplantae, Streptophyta, Magnoliopsida, Solanales, Convolvulaceae. The record is from the annotation of a GenBank genome assembly.